Messenger RNA from Tribolium castaneum (red flour beetle), 4404 nucleotides. It is a transcript of the gene shep, whose product is annotated as alan shepard. The coding region runs from base 484 to 1956 and encodes 490 amino acids. Lineage: Eukaryota; Metazoa; Arthropoda; Insecta; Coleoptera; Tenebrionidae. Gene Ontology annotation, cellular component: nucleus; ribonucleoprotein complex; cytoplasm. The transcript is spliced from 9 exons. Gene Ontology annotation, molecular function: mRNA binding. The record is from RefSeq and is a predicted model, not a curated record.
UUGACAUGACAUUAGUUGGUAUUUACCCAAAGAAUUCUUGUGUCGUAUGCGGUUUGCUGCCGCUAAAUAAAACUGGGUGUUUCUAAUAUUUUCAUAUAAACUUGUUGUUUUUAUAUAAAUUUACAUUGUCGAAAUCAGUACAAAUCAAAUAAAAAGACUGACGUGUCGUGUUUUGUGGUAUUUCGUGGUGUGUUUUGGGCGUUUUUGACAUCUGUCAAAAGUGUUUCAUAGGAGGGCGUAUUCAUUGCCAAGGAAUCCGAGAAUUUGAUUUCAUUUCGUAUCGUUUUGUGAUUUUAUUUUGGGAAAAAGUGCCUUUGUCCGCAAAUGUGCAUGGAAUCGGUGGUGUACUUGAAGCAGAUUCCUUCAUUUUGAGAUUUUCGACCGGAUUUUCCUUUUCUUAUUUCGAAUAGUAACGGAGGCGGCGGCGGAGCGAGGACAGCGUCGUUCGGCGGCGUGAAGGGCGGCGGUGGUGGCGGUGCGCCCAUGGCCACCCAGCACCAAACAACGGGGGCCUACCGCCAGUGGGGCGGCGUCGGCGGCGGCCACCAGCACGGCCAUCCAACAACAGGAAGCACCACUUACUACCAGAGAUAUCCGGUGAGUCAAACGGCGACCGCAGCUUCGACGCCGGCUUCGGCCGUCACACAACAGCAACAACAGCAGGCCUCCUACACACCUUCAACCACCACCACCUACAAUUCGUCGAAUUCGUACGGAAAUCAGAGAGUGCCAACGGCCACGUCGCCAUCGAACACGAGUAGCUCUAGUAGCCACACGGGCAGUCAAAGCGGCACUGUAUCCACUUCUGUUAGUAACAACAUGCCCAACAAUACGAACUCAUCGCCAAACAGUUCUUCCGGGUCAGAACAACUCUCCAAAACGAAUUUGUACAUAAGAGGACUGAAUCCGACCACCACUGACAAGGAUCUUGUCAACAUGUGCCAGCAGUUCGGUACCAUUAUAUCCACCAAAGCCAUAUUGGACAAGACGACAAAUAAAUGUAAAGGUUAUGGAUUUGUUGAUUUUGAAAGUCCGUCAGCAGCAGAGGGUGCAGUCAAGGCUCUUACUGCAAAUAACAUUCAGGCUCAAAUGGCGAAAGUGGGUAUAUGGUAUCAUCAGCGUAGACAAGCCACUCAACAAGAGCAAGACCCCACAAAUUUGUACAUAGCUAAUCUGCCCUCUCAUUUUAAAGAAUCAGACUUGGACAAUCUGUUGUCGAAAUACGGUCAAGUGAUAUCGACGAGGAUUCUUCGCGAUUCGAUGGGAAUUUCGAAAGGUGUCGGUUUUGCACGCAUGGAAAACAAAGAUAAAUGCGAGCAAAUUAUAACGAUAUUUAAUGGAAAUACGUUGACCGGUUGUAAAGAACCCCUUUUGGUCAAGUUUGCCGACGGUGGUAACAAGAAGAAAAAUAUGUAUAAGAAUAACGAAAAUGCGAAAAUGUGGCGCGAUGGGACUGAAGGAAUGGCCGUUGCUGGAUAUGAUCCUAAUACGUUGGCGCAAAACGGCGUCGCGGCGCAACAUAUGAUACCGGCGGCUAUAUCGAACUUUAGGGCACCCUACGGACAGUACGCCGGCUACGCCCCCGGUGCCCAGUGGGUGCCCCAAUACGUAAUGCCGGCCCCAAUGCCCACCGUGGACGACAGCUACAACAUCCCUGGCCAUAUGGCGCCGUACAAGAGCGACGGUCAAGGUCCUCGAGGCAUCCCAAUGAUGUUACCGUCACCGGAGGCGGCCGUUCAGUACGCCAACGUCAUACCUCAGGAUAUGAUUUAUUUGCAGUUGACUGCUCAAAUGCAGGCCAUGCAAUUAGGCACCGGUUCAUACAUCUCACAACCAUACUCGUACUAUCCGUCACAUGUCAUCCAUACCGUACCAAUGGGUGACUCCGAACACACAUCUAAUGCGGCUAGUCCCGAAGAUCCAUAUCAGGCAUACCCGCCUGCACCACCUAAAUAAGUUGAAAAAAAAAAAAGAGAAAAAAUACAAGUUUUUUUGCUAAAGUCACACGAGUUGAAUGUACAGAUUGUACGAAUUAGCUUCUAAUUUAAUUUUUUGUUUUGUUCUUGAGUCAAAUACACUCAAAGUGUUUAGUUUAACGAUCGGUGUAUUUAACUGUGUUGACCUCUUUUGGUUUGCUGCUUGAUUUCGGUCACUUUUCAAUUGUUACAAUUAAAACAAAUGACUGAAAAUACGUGUAAAGUAGGUAUUUUUGAUACAGUAUGUUCCUAGUUUCAAACAUUGUAUUGAAAAUAUGAAUUAUCUGUGUAAGAAAACAGUGGUUUUUACGUGUUAAGUUUCGCGCUUUCUGUGAGUGUGCUGUACAUAGAUGUUACGAGCGGUUUUUUUUCUUACAUGGAUAGAACAACAUACCAACACAGAAAAAAACUUAGAAUUUUUAGACUAGUAGAGACGAAGAAAACAUCGUUUUUUAAAAAAUAACAAAGGUCUGACGGUAGAUACAGCAAGCAAAACCGUAUUUGAUCUUCCCAAGCCAAAACGGCAUAGGUUAUAGGUAAAUUAGCGAUUUUAUUUUUUGAUGAAGAUCUACAUAGGUAGUUGUGUGCGCAACGCAGAUGCGAUAAACUGCUCAUUGAAAUCAAAUAAUUCUUCCUACCAUCUAUACAAUAUGAACUGAACUUCCAAUAAUGUCUUAUUUAUUUGUUCGAACGAGCUUUUCAUUUGUCAAAACCGCCGGUUUUUUUCGUUUGUUUGGGCACUUUUGUUGAGUGGAAGGCACUCUAACCACCACCUUGAUUGAUCGACAUUCCAGUGUCCGAACGUGGAAAACGAUUUCAUUUGGAAAAGGUCCCCGUUGUACAGUGCAAUUUUUGUUUUUAUUUUUUAGAUUUAUUUAUAUUUAUAUGGAAAGUGUAUGGGUGGCCAUACAAGUUGGGGUUUCUUUUCUGAAUGGACUGACUUUGCUCUAUUUAUUUCGAUGAUGGGUAUGCUACGACUGAGACAGCUGUGAUUUCGUGAUGAUUCGCGCUUCAGUUAAUUUUCGGAGUGGUUGGGUCGUAGUGUAUUUGUCAUGUGACAAGACGCCGCCUUUACGAAAACCGAGACAAGGCUACCUGGUCUUCAAUUCAUUAGACAUUACCGUGUUUGUUUCAAGGCCAGGUCACGAAUGGAUUACACGUUAUUGAAAUCGUGCCUUUUCAGAUUGUCCAUUGACAGGGAUAUACUGAAAUAUUUUUAAUAUAUUUUUUUAACUCGGUGUUUAACCGACAACCAAAUUUUUAACUUCUAGUUGUUUCUAUGUUGUAGUACAGUCGUAAUGUUCUUCGUUUCCGUUGUUGAUUUAGUGAUUUGAUUGGAGGUCAGGGUAUAGUGCGAAAAGACACAUUGUAACCGCUGCUAUUGCAGAUGAGUGUCUUUUAAACGGCCCUCCAUCCAAAAAAAAAUUAAUUCGUUUGUGUGUAAAAUAAUAGCUAAGGGGAUUUUUCGACUCGGCCUUCGGGGUACAAGAAAAUUCUCCUCCUAAAACAAAAAAAAUGUGCUUAAAUAUGCCUUAUAUAGAAGUUCAGAAUUGAGAAAAACAAUUGAUGCUUAUGACGCGACACGGCGACUUGACCAUACAAUAUUUGAUUGUCGUAAUAAGUACUGAAUGCCUAUGUAAAGUAUAUUUGAGGAAAGAAUAGCUGCAACCAAAUAUUGUAUCGACAACAAACAAACACUUUCACUAAUACGAGAAAUUUUUACAUUGUUAACUGAUAGGCUCAGUUUAUUUUUGGUAUAAUACACCGGUACCACUCGUGGUAUAUUUAACUAUUUUUAGACCGUAUUAACGAUGAUGAAGUCAGCGACUACCUAUAAGUCUUGGUCGGAUCACCUCCGACUUGUGUAUAAAGUACGCGGUUUGUCCGCACUUAAAUUAAGUCUAGCUUGUAGAGAGUAGUUUAGAGUGUUUAGUUUUAGGCUUUAGCUUAGAUAGUGUUAAGAUAAAGAAAAUAAAAACUAGUUAGAUUGUAGGCUUAGGCGUAAGUUGAAUGAAUUCACACACAGAACGAGAGAGCGAGAGAAAGGAAGAAGCAAAAAAAAGCUGGCCUGGGCUGAGGCGCGAGAGCGGUUUUUAGUUAGUGUUUAUAGAUAAAAUAUAGAAUAUAUAAUAUAUUGAAUUCAUGCUGGAUUGGUGGCCACGUUUAGCAGCAACGUCCUUUUGACUUGUUGGUGAGGAGUGGCUGGACUCCAGGUGGUGUUUAGUCAUAAAGGUGCAUCGCUGCGGGCCUCAGCCGAUGCAAGAGACAACUAUUCUGAUGAAUGUCUCGUGGUUGAUGAGAAUACGUUUAGCAUAAGUAAGUGUUUUUUAUUGUUGAUUAAGUUAAAUCUGUAUGUUUGUUUUCAUUUCUUUUCUAUUGUAAGUCUAUUUCCUUUGUGUUGGUAAUAAAUUGUAUUGUCCAGGCACAA